Messenger RNA from Cercopithifilaria johnstoni, 1659 nucleotides. The record is from the annotation of a GenBank genome assembly. Lineage: Eukaryota; Metazoa; Nematoda; Chromadorea; Rhabditida; Onchocercidae.
AUGGAUGCAUUCACAGAAUCGCCGGGGCAAUAUCGACCAUUAUCCCGCAAAUAUGAUACGAUUGACAAAAAAUACAAAUUUUUUAAAUCGAGUAGCGCUGCCUGUUUGCAGAUGCACUAUCCAUUAGUGAAGAAUGACAUAGGGACGCAUGUCUCUCCAGUAUCUUCAUUAUCCGGGCCUUAUGCGGGUGAUUUGCAUUACCAGACUUUAAAAGGAAAAAAAGGAGAUGAUCGUCAAGAAUUUGGUAACGAGCAGGAAGUACUCACCACAAUAAAUGAUUUGCCGGAUGAUAUAUUACUGAUGAUAUUUGGAUACUGUCAUCCAAUCCAUCUGGUUAAUUGUUUCUCUUUGGUGUCUCACCGUUGGAAUAAUUUAGCAAAUCAUUCUACUCUCUUGAGUGAAGUUCGGGUUUUGGUCACUAAUUAUUCGUUGGAGUACGAAAGUGUAAAAAAUUUUUUUUCUAAGAAUUCGAAUCACCUUCACAAACUGUGUAUCGAGUGUACGGUAAUAUUACCAUCUGCCCGAGUUGACGAAUUAUUCGAUACUUACAUGCCCAACGUCACUCACCUCGAUAUCAGUUCAUUUGAUGAAAUGAACGCAUCAUUGCUGAAAAAAUUAUCCAAAUGUUUUCCUAAUCUUGAUACAUUGCAUAUGGAAGGAGUCAAAAGAUGUUUUUCUCGUAUUCAGUGUUCAGAGGACUGGAGUCAAAUGUUGAAGCUGUUAUUUGAAGAUGAGAACACUUUCCCGAAAAUGGAGAAUUUUUUUGUUGGUGAUAUGAAUGAGUAUUGCGACGGAGCCGACAUUAAACUAUUGGCUUGGAAACGACCAUUGAAAGUUUUGCACAUUGAAAAUGGAGCGGCCAGAGUUAACUUCUACGGGAUCAGAACUUCUCCAUGGCGAUUAACACUUACCGAACUCUAUCUUGGGUAUUUCAUCACGAAUCAUGAUUUUCGCUAUAUUGGUCUUUUACAUAAUUUGAAACUUUUAUCUUUGGAUAUGUGUCUUUAUACCGAUGAUGAGGAAAUUUUGCACUUGAAGAAUUUAUGCAAUCUGGAGGAAUUUCGUUUGGCGUGUGGUGAUCAAUACUGCAAUCUUACUACAGGAGGAAUGGUUGACUUAUUUACGUUACCGGAUAAAGAACCGGAAAAGUGGUUUCCGUAUAAACUUAGGAAUCUAGCCCUCACUGAAUUCCAGAUGUGCAAUGCGGAACUUGUGAGUGUCAUUGCUCAAAAUUGUCCAAAACUGCGAACACUCAAUUUGCAACGCAAUGAGUAUAUGGGUAGCGAUAUUAUUCAGUUCGUUAUCAAAAAUUUCAAUCAUUUGGUCUUGCUAGAUUUGAGCAAAAUCGGUGAGUCCUAUGAAGAUGAAGUCUGGGACAAUCUCUGUGAUAAGAGUCUACCGAAUUUACGUUUCUUGAGACUUCAUGACAAUGAGGCAGAUGUUAAAGUAUUACAGCGUCUGAACUUGAGACGUCCCAGAUUGAUAAUUACAGUUAAGAUGAAUCACUUCAUUAACUGGACCGAAACAGAAAGUGGUUGCGUUUUCCAUGACACAUUCGAUGGCGACAUCAACGCAAUCAUGAACGAUUUAUCUGAAAUAGAUGGGUUUGGUUGCUGUGGCACAAUAAUCCAUUUUCCGUCGUCAUUCAUUCCUAUUUGA